Maudiozyma barnettii is the source of this 1146-nucleotide messenger RNA. RefSeq names its product asparaginase ASP1 (gene ASP1). The record is from RefSeq and is a predicted model, not a curated record. The transcript has a single exon. Bases 1 to 1146 code for a protein of 381 amino acids. Gene Ontology annotation, molecular function: asparaginase activity. NCBI's taxonomy places the organism in Eukaryota, Fungi, Ascomycota, Saccharomycetes, Saccharomycetales, Saccharomycetaceae.
AUGCCUAAUAACGCUGUUGAAAUUACUACUAUUUGUUCUGACUUAGAGAACUCCCAAUUUAAAUUGGAAAGUACAGCUCCUGAGGAACCUAUCAUCUCCAAGUCAGCUACUCCAGUUAUACACCCACUAUUAUCACAGCGUCGUUCUCUACCCAGAAUUAAAAUUCUGGGUACUGGUGGUACCAUUGCUUCAAAAGCUACGUCAUCAUCUGCUACUGCUGAUUAUAAAGUAGAUUUAACUAUCCAAGAUAUGUUAGAAGCGAUCCCUGAUAUUUCUCGUAUCUGUGAACUGGAGUACGAACAACUUUGUAACGUUGAUUCCAAGAAUAUCGAUGAAAAGAUUUUAAUGACAAUUUAUAACGGAAUCUCUGAAUCUUUACAAAAAUUUGAUGGCAUCGUCAUUACUCACGGUACUGAUAGUUUAGCAGAGACAGCCUUUUUCAUUGAAAGCACUAUUGAUGCUGGCGAGGUUCCUAUUGUUUGUGUUGGUUCGAUGAGACCUUCAUCUUCUGUAUCUGCAGAUGGUCCUAUGAAUCUAUAUCAAGCUAUUUGUAUUGCAGCUGACUCUAAAUCGAGAAAUCGUAGUGUUCUUGUUUCAUUGAAUGAUCAAAUAUCGGCAGGUUAUUAUAUUACAAAGACUAAUGCAAAUAGUUUGGAUUCAUUUAACGUUAGACAAGGGUAUCUAGGGAAUUUUGUAAAUAAUGAAAUUCAUUACUAUUAUCCACCUGUUAAACCACAAGGUUGUCAUAAAUUUAAAUUAAACAUUCCAAAAAAUACAGACUCAUUCAAUUUUCCGGAUGUUUGCAUCAUAUAUGGUCAUCAAGGUAUUACUUCUAAAUUAUUGGACAUGGUAAAGGAUCAGUAUGCUGGGAUUGUGUUCGCCACUAUGGGUGCAGGUUCUUUACCUGAUAAGGUAAAUGAAGACUGUUUAGAAAUAGACAUUCCCGUUGUUUACUCAAAGAGAUCCAUGGAUGGUAUGAUUCCAAGGGCAAAUCUACCAAAGGAUGCUAAUGGGGAUUCUCGUAAUUGUAUUGCAUCGGGCUAUUUGAAUCCAGAAAAGAGUAGAAUUUUAUUACAAUUAUGUCUAGCAUGUAAUUAUUCAAUCGACGAAACGAAGCAUGUCUUUAGAGGUGUCUAUGGUGGUUAG